This is a messenger RNA of Electrophorus electricus (electric eel), 4359 nucleotides long. It is a transcript of the gene ppp3cca, whose product is annotated as protein phosphatase 3, catalytic subunit, gamma isozyme, a. Gene Ontology annotation, biological process: calcineurin-mediated signaling. The record is from RefSeq and is a predicted model, not a curated record. Gene Ontology annotation, molecular function: calmodulin-dependent protein phosphatase activity. Lineage: Eukaryota; Metazoa; Chordata; Actinopteri; Gymnotiformes; Gymnotidae.
UUUCGGAUUAGUGUUUAAUCUGAAGGAGCUGGGAGGGACGGUGCGAUUGCGAGUUAGCUGUCGCUAGCCAUAUGGUUAGCUGGAGUGGGAGGGUAGUGCAGAGAGUGUCGUUUAUAGACACAGGACAUAUAUCCCAGUGCGGCUGGGAAUUUAACAUUAACCGGGCUGUCUGGCUAACUAGCGGACUGACAUUCUCACUGUAAAAAGUGGAAAAUCGGAUUAACAUUCACGACCGCGUACCAAGACUAAUCGUUGCUCUGAAGUGCUGUCAAAAAAAUCCGGAGGUGGAUGAAAACGUCGCCGGCUACUCGCAAAUCCACGACAUCUGUGAAAGAGCAGGACGUGCCCUGCUUGUAGUAGUUUACAGUGUUGAGCACUAGCGUGUUGGGUAACGUUACUUCACAAUAAAAAAGCCAAAGCUUCUUGACGUUAAUUAGAUUUUGUUGAUAUUCUGAUGCCCUUCCAUCUGCAUGAGGAACUUUGUUUAUUUUUUUUUACUGAACUGGUCGUUUUUUCCUCAUUUUGGGGCGAUAUCGGGUUGACCGUUUGACUGUUUCUUUACAAACGGAGCAGCUGGCUACUUUGCGGGCUGUAAAACGGCGACCGGCGACCACUUUUUCCUCGCUUGGACCUCAUAUCGGCAACACGGAGAAUAGAUUGGUAAUUUUCUAGCUAAUACAAAUCCUCCUGGCACUUCUACAGCUGGUCAAACGAAGAUGUCGACCAAAGAACCGAAAGAAAAACAAUCAACCACUGAACGUAUCAUUAAAACCGUGCCUCUGCCCCCUCACCAGCGCCUGACCGCGAGGGAGCUGUUCACGGGCGGCAAGCCCAACGUGGAGCUGCUGAAGAGCCAUCUGGUGAAGGAGGGCCGUGUGGAGGAGGACGCCGCCCUGCACAUCAUCAACGAGGGCGCUGACAUCCUGCGGCAGGAGAAGUGCAUGCUGGAGGUGGAGGCGCCCAUCACAGUAUGCGGUGACGUCCACGGGCAGUUCUUCGACCUCAUGAAGCUCUUCGAGGUGGGGGGCUCGCCCGACACCACGCGCUACUUGUUCCUGGGGGACUAUGUGGACAGAGGCUACUUCAGUAUCGAGUGUGUGCUGUUCCUUUGGGCGCUGAAGAUCAACCACCCCACCACACUCUUCCUCCUCCGAGGGAACCACGAGUGCCGGCACCUCACGGAGUACUUCACCUUCAAGCAAGAAUGUAAGAUCAAAUACUCGGAGCGGGUCUACGACGCGUGCAUGGAAGCUUUCGACUGCCUGCCCCUCGCUGCCCUGCUCAACCAGCAGUUCCUGUGUGUGCACGGAGGUCUCUCGCCCGAAAUCAGCUGCUUAGACGACAUCCGCAAGUUAGACAGGUUUAAGGAGCCUCCAGCUUUCGGGCCAAUGUGUGACCUGAUCUGGGCAGACCCUGGCGAGGACUACGGGAGCGAGAAAACUUCAGAACACUUCAACCACAACUCCGUGCGGGGCUGCUCCUACUUCUUCAGUUACCCUGCAGUAUGCGACUUCUUGACAAACAACAACCUUCUGUCCGUGAUAAGAGCCCACGAAGCUCAGGACGCAGGGUACAGGAUGUACAGGAAAAGCCAGACGACGGGCUUCCCCUCGCUAAUCACCAUCUUCUCAGCUCCCAAUUACCUAGACGUGUACAACAACAAAGCCGCCGUACUGAAGUACGAGAACAACGUCAUGAACAUCCGGCAGUUCAACUGCUCGCCCCACCCGUACUGGCUGCCCAACUUCAUGGACGUCUUCACCUGGUCGCUACCCUUCGUGGGAGAAAAAGUGACUGAGAUGCUGGUUAACGUCCUCAACAUCUGCUCUGAUGACGAGCUCAUGUCCGAGGGAGAUGACUUGUGUGAAGGUGGAGCACCAGCAGCACGUAAGGAGGUGAUCAGGAAUAAGAUCCGCGCCAUUGGGAAGAUGGCUCGGGUCUUCUCCGUGCUCAGGGAGGAGAGUGAGAGUGUUUUGACUCUUAAGGGCCUGACCCCAACUGGGACGCUACCUCUGGGAGUGUUGUCCGGAGGUAAACAGACCCUGCAGAAUGCCGCGCUGCUAGCGAAGGAGGGCAAAGCCAUCCAAGGCUUCUCGCCCACGCGGAGGAUCCGGAAUUUCGAGGAGGCACGGGGCCUGGACCGGAUAAACGAGAGGAUGCCGCCGCGCCGGGACGGCCAGACCGGCGUGCUGGGCAGCGGGAAGAACGGCACCGACCGCAAGGUGUGAGGGGGAGGGGCUCCGCUCCCGACCCCGCCCCCCUCGCAGUGUUCUCUCUCUCACACACACACACACACACACACACACACACACCCCAUUGCUGUGCGCUGCAGUGAUGGGGGCCCCACCCAUGCAGAGACUGACUGUGCUAGAGAGAAACCACAACUCAGCACAUCAUCCACCAGAUAUUUUAUUUAUUAAAAUGAAAUGUAUUAGAUGUAUGUGCUAGCGAUGUUUUUGAAACAUGAACGUUUAAAGAAUCAUUUAAGAACCACCUCCCCCCAAAAAAGCACUCAGAGUGUGUGUGUCAAGUAUCGAACCACAAUUGUAGGAUUUUAUUAUUGCUUUUAUAAACAUUGUUUUAAGUAUGAAGGCAAAUCCGUAGUCUAAUGACGGGAAGGUUUUGUGGCGUUUUUGUGGCGAAUUUUCUAAAGUCUUACGGUGCUUGUCGAGGGAGCAUUCCCACCUAGUGAUGUGCGAUCCGUCCUGCUUGCUUGCAAACCCUUUAAUGACUGCAGCCUAAAGGGAAUUAAUUUAUGGGACGCCAUUAAAAAGGAAUCCGUGGAUUCGAAGCUACGACGAAUACAUAAAUAUUAUUUGUGUACUAUCGUUUUCUGUUGAGUUACAACGAAAGAAUGAAUGUUCGCCACACCUGCUGGGGUUCAGACAGCGUGACCUGUCGUGGAAAACAGCAACCGUAGAAGUGGCACCUAUAGGUUGUGUUAGAUUAUGACUGUAGAAACGUACCUCAGGUUUUAUGCAUCCAGUCAUGAACUGACAGGAACCUCUUGCCAAGAGUUACGACAACUUUGUGCGCAUUUUGCAGCAAAGACCGCAAGUAUUAGUUCUGCUUCAUAACCGCCAUCCGUGAAGAGGUUUUGUCUUGAGACACUACACCCGAGAUUAGCUGGUUGUUCCCAGUAUUGUAAUCUGUAACAGUGUAAACGUGUACAUCUGCUUGGGAAAACGACGACCCAACGUGGCUCAAAAACCAAAGUUUGGUGGGAAAACGUGACUAGGUUUGCACUAGGACCAGCUGGGCUCCGACAGCUUUAGGUGCAUCUUCAGCCCAGCCCAAGGGCUGUUGCUCUAAUGUGUAUAUAUAUAUAUUUUUUUUUGGGGGGGGGGGGGGGGACGACCACAAUGAUGGACUGUAACAAAUGUUGAAAUGGGAGGGAGGUGGUCCCGUUAGUGUCCUAUAAGCUGAGGCGUUUUUUUUCUUCUUCCUGUACAAGGACUGGGAGCUGUGAAGUUCUGCAGUUUAUCAUUCGCGGCGCACCACGUGCUCGGAAAUGUUAACACAGAGUUAACAAAGCAAGUUGUAAUCGACUCUAAGUGAUUUUGCCCUUCGGGUCUGUAACACUACGUGUAUUUGUGUUUGUCGGCGCUUGUGUAACGAGUAAAGGUGGGGUUGGAGCGCCCUCUGCUGGUGAGCGGAGCAAUCUGGCUCGCUAUGCACUUGCUUUAGACUACAGAGGGAAAGAAGCGUUAAGAUUUGAUAUGGUUUGGAUAAUUGUGACCAGUACUGUUGAGAAGUUAUCUGUUGUUAAGACUAAUGUAAAAGAGCACUGUUAAUGUGGUUGAUGUUGAUCAUGAUGAGGAAGAUGCAGGAUUGGAGCACAUGGAUGUUGACGGACUGGGCUCAGUAUGAUGUGUAAGACGGUGUUACUCGGACGCUGGCCUGGGCAACCAUGAGCAAUGUACAGCUGAAGGGCUUCCCUGUGCUUUCCCACCUGCCCUGGUGUGUGUGUGUGUGUGUGUGUGUGUGUGUGUGUGAGAGAGAGAGAGAGAGAGAGAGAGAGAGAGUGUUUGUGUGUGUGUGUGUGUGUGUGUGAGAGAGAGAGAGAAUGAAUCAAGAUUGUAUAGACUUUGUGCAGUUGGGUCAAUGAAGGCUUAGUGAGGUGGACAUGCAACGGGACUCUGGAGGACUUUUCCCACACCAUGACAAAUUAUGGUUUAAGAGUCAACACUGCCAGAAUAAGAGUCUUAUACCGCCAGAAUAAGAGUCUUAUACAGUUUGCAAGGAUGGACGAAUCCUGCUGUUGAGUACCUGUCAUGCGAGGCCAACAUUUCAUUCUUUUAUGUAGCUGUGUCACUUAAGAAAAACAAAGAAAAAAAUAAAAUGGAAUAUUGAAGACUA